This is a messenger RNA of Fomitopsis serialis, 441 nucleotides long. RefSeq lists its product as uncharacterized. Lineage: Eukaryota; Fungi; Basidiomycota; Agaricomycetes; Polyporales; Fomitopsidaceae. Gene Ontology annotation, cellular component: central plaque of spindle pole body. The transcript is spliced from 5 exons. Bases 1 to 441 code for a protein of 146 amino acids. Gene Ontology annotation, molecular function: calcium ion binding; enzyme regulator activity. The record is from RefSeq and is a predicted model, not a curated record. Gene Ontology annotation, biological process: spindle pole body organization.
AUGCUCUUGCUUGGGCAGAACCCGAUGGAGGCGGAGCCGCAAGAUAUGAUCAGCGAGGUCGAUGCAGGCGGGAAUGGCACAACUGACUUCAGGUCCCCCGAAUUCCUCACGACGAUGGCGUGCAAGAUGCUACGGCAACGGCUACAUCUCCGCCACGGACUCGGGCACGUUAUGACCAACCGUUGCGAGAAGCUGUGGAACAACGAGGUCGACGAAGUGAUCCGUGAGGCGGAUGUCGAUGGUGAUGGUCAAAUCGAAAACGAUGAGUUCGUGAAGAUGGUUAACUCCCGUGAUACUCAUACCCUACAGUGCGGUACUGGGGACACUACUGAGGAAGCCCGAGAUUGGGCAGAGAUCCGUGAAAAGUUCCACUGCAGGGGCUACUCCAUCGGCCUCUGCAGCCUCAAGCACUACACAACCGCUGCAGGUAUCAAAGCCUGA